CGCAUGUGAGGGUUCACUUGUCCAGUUGUUAUGGUGGUGAGCGUCGGCCUGGACCCUCGUCCUUCUUCACCCAACACCCGCGCCAGCUUUGGGGCUGCUCCCUGAGGCGUGCCAGGCAAGAUGUUGAUGCCCAAGGGUAAUAGAGUGGCCAUCUAUGAGCACCUUUUCAAGGAGGGUGUGAUGGUGGCCGAGCGUGACCUGUUCAUGCCCAAACAUCCAGAGCUAGAAAAAAUACCAAACCUACACGUUAUAAAGGCUCUUCAGAGCUUGAAAUCCCGAGGUUAUGUAGAGCAGAACUUUGCAUGGCGCCAUUACUACUGGAGGCUUACCAAUGAGGGGAUACAAUACCUACGUGACUAUCUGCACCUUCCUGCUGAAAUUGUACCAGCAACUCUAAAGAAGCCCACUCGUCCUGAAGGACGACCAAGACCUAUGCAGUCACGUUCUGAAGGGCCUCGCGGAGAAGGCUCCCGGGAUGCUUAUCGUCGCGCUCCUUCUGGUGUGGACAAGACUGGUGAUGCAGGUGCAGGCUCAUCUUCCAUGGAAUUCCGUGGUGGCUUUGGUCGCGGUUCAAAGAGGCCUCAGUAAAGUGCGAACAAGAAAAAAUGUGCUAGUUUCCUUGCCCUUCAAUUAUUAGUUUCUAAAUAUUUUUUAAUUAAAUUUGUUGUGUUAGAGAAGUUAGUUGGGUUGCCAGGCAUUAUUUUAGAAUAAUUAUACAGUACUAUAGUUGCCAAGGUGUUUAUUUAAAGGUACAAUAACUUUAAAGCAUCAAUCCAUAUUUAAAGUUGCCUACUGGGGCAUGCUGGAUGGUUUUCUGUUGGGCCAGAUUCCAUCACUAGCCAUUCUAGACACCACAUGGAAGUACCUUCCCGAGAAUGUGGAGUGACAUUUCUUUGUGCGGAAUGUAAAAUGAGCAAGAUGACUAAUUUGUUAUAUAUUGAAGGGAGAGCUUGAUCUGUUUUGCAGAUGUUAAUGAUAAAGCAAUGAAGCUGGAAGCAAGCAAUCUGCCUAAAUUAAAAUGUAUUCUGGGGAAGAGAGAUCUUUGUUUCAUACAAAAAUUAAUAUAACUGUGCUAAUAAUAACUAAUAUAACAAAAUAAUAUAACCUGUGAUAAUAUAAGUGGUAAACAACACCUUGGCAUUUUCAUUAGUUAAAUUGGUCUAGGAAAGUUAAUGUGCAAUUUGUUUAAGCAGUGUAAUGACUGGUAUUGAGUGUACAGGUGAUUAUCAAAGGUAAGAUUACUUUUUCUUUAUUGAAAGGUAAGAAUAUGUGUAUAAAGGAAUUACUUCCAUAAUUGGAGUAUGUAAGAUUUGAUGUUUGCAGAAGAUUGUUCUUGAAGCUGUGAAAAAGUUUUGUUUGAGACUGGCUGAAAGUACCUAGUUACAUUGUGAUAGACCAUCAGUGAAUAUUUUAUUGAAGAGAAGGUUGCUCCUUGCUUGACUUGCUGCCUUCUGUUAAAUGCUGAAUAUUAAGGAUCCCAUCAGUUAACUGUCGUAAAGCACUCCUUGGUGAAUUUUUUUUCUGCCAUAAGAUUGUCACGAGCAAUAUAAUAAAAGUACAAUACCUUAGUUCAACUUGUCUAGUACAGGAUACCCAUACUGCCUUAGUCCAUGAUAGCAACAUAAAAUUUAUUUUGUCACUUAUUUUCCAGAAAUGAAGAUUUGCCUCCUAACCCCCCUCACUGGUUCGCCAGUGCUGUUCACAUUGAUGCAGAUCACGAAGAAGGAAGAUUAAAAAAAUUAUGAAAGAUUAUAUCUUCAAUUUUCACAAUAAGAUUCAUUGGGGAAAAUCUACCAAACUAGCAAAUGUCCAAUGAGGAAACUUGUUGAAAGGUCUCGCUGAAGGACUGUUCUUAUUGUUGCAGAUUGUCAGCAUAAGGAAAGAUUUGGCUCCUAACAUGGAAAUGUGAUGCCUUCUUGAUGGGGUUCUGAGAGUAGUUGUACUCCAGAAGCCCGGUCCGAGGCCAGGCUUGACACGAGAUGUUCAUGAGUGCUUGCCAUGUUGGUACAGACAGGCAUCAGACAAGAUUCAAAGUUAGAAUUAUAGAGGUCUAAGAGUUGCUAUGCUGUCUGUGAUGCCACUGCAGUCCUGGAUAUAUUAAAAAGAAAUAUUGGCAAUUGGAUAAAACAUCAGAGCACCUACACUACAGUAUCUGCUCCCACAUUUAAGUUGGAGACUGAACUACUACUGUUGACAGUUGACUCCCCAUAAGUCUUGUAAUCAGGAGGGACGAUAUUCUUCAAUGCCUUAGAAAUCCGCAGUUAAUGAUUAUUCUACCAUUGACACCAUUUAAUCGGGUAAUGAAGGAUGAUGCAUGUCAGCUGAAGCAGUAAAUGACUGCUGGACCAUCAGCUGGACACCUGGUUGUUACUGUUACACCUGAUUGAGAUGUUGUGGAUUGUGACUGUUGAUGGCUGGUUGUUACUUAAGCGUCAGAUUGGUCCUGAUAUUUGGCACCUGACUUGGCAGCUUUAUUCAAAUGAAGGCUUUUUGACAGGAUUAAUAAAGAGGAAGGAAGAUUUAGCUCCUUACAAAUUGGAAGGGUUCAGCAAAUUCAAUUUUGACAAUGAUUGAAUUGAGGAAAAAUCCACGAAACUAGCAAACGUCUAAUGGGAAACGUGUUGAUCUCGCUGAAGGACAGUCCUUGCUGUUGCAGAUUAUCAUAAU
Messenger RNA from Procambarus clarkii (red swamp crayfish), 2667 nucleotides. The record is from RefSeq and is a predicted model, not a curated record. NCBI's taxonomy places the organism in Eukaryota, Metazoa, Arthropoda, Malacostraca, Decapoda, Cambaridae.